Neurospora crassa OR74A is the source of this 2959-nucleotide messenger RNA. RefSeq names its product serine/threonine-protein kinase chk2 (gene prd-4). Gene Ontology annotation, cellular component: nucleus. The transcript is spliced from 4 exons. Lineage: Eukaryota; Fungi; Ascomycota; Sordariomycetes; Sordariales; Sordariaceae. Gene Ontology annotation, molecular function: protein binding; protein serine/threonine kinase activity; ATP binding. Gene Ontology annotation, biological process: protein phosphorylation; mitotic DNA damage checkpoint signaling. Bases 213 to 2321 code for a protein of 702 amino acids. The record is from RefSeq and is a predicted model, not a curated record.
CACUCAGUCAGUCAUUCUCCCCAGCCCGGCGCCGUCACCACCACCACCACCACCACCCCAUCUUUUUCCACUCUACUCUACAUACAACCUUCCUGGAACACACCAUCCCGCCACUUGAUCAUUUGAGAUCCUCUCUUUUGAAUCGAAUCCUCAGCUCCGGCAUUGACUGACCAACACACCACUCGACUCGUUGCCCUACAAUCCCAGCAGCCAUGGCUCCCCGAGCUGAAGGCAGCAGCACUCUUAAGAGAGCUCGCGGUUCUACCGACGACAACGAUUCCUUCAAGAAACCCCGUCGCUCCGAGCGCCUCUCCUCCCAGCGCACCGGCGACAGCCCCGAACCCAAGCAGAAGACGCCCCUCAAGACCACCAAACAAUUACCCUCUCCAGUCACCCACGACUCCGAUGAAUUCCCACAGGAUUCCAAAGAGCCCACUGCCACCCCUCCAGCCGGCCGUCCCAGCCAGCUGUCGCAAAUCAGCCCUCGCCCAGAAAACCAACAUUCUCAGUCGCAAGCGUCCCAGCUCAAUGACACUCAAGCCUUUAGCCAGUUGCCCGAUCUCGACAAGGCAUUGUCGGACGAGGUCGAGGAUGAAGUCAAGGAGGGAGUUUGGGGCUACCUGUUUCCCUUGGAUCCUAGGUACGGCGGCCGCUGUGUCGUCUUGAGGAGGAGGGCCGCUUGUCCCCUUCCAGAUACCGUCUCACAGGCGGUUGGCUCCAAGAGAGGUAAACGCGGCCAGAAGGCGCUGAUCAAGGAGGAGCACGAUUUGGACAAGACCAAGGUCAAGGGACUUCCAUCCGGUGGCUAUCUGAUCGGCCGACACCCGGAAUGCGACAUCCAAAUAGAGGACCCCAUCGUUUCGAACCGGCACUGCAUCAUCUUCACAGAGAACAAGGGCAACGAUACCAUCGCCGUAUUAGAGGAUCUGUCGAGUAACGGGACGUUCGUCAACGAGGCAAUAGUGGGUCGCAACCGAAGAAGAGAGCUCCAAGAGCUAGAUGAGAUCGCCGUUCUUGGCACAGCCCGCUUCAUCUUCCGAUACCCCAAAAGUCGACACACCAGCGCUUUCAGGCAGCAGUACACCAUGCUGCAGAAGCUGGGCAAGGGCCAUUUCGCCGAGGUCUACCUGUGUGUGGAGAAGUCGACGGGUACACAGUAUGCCGUCAAGGUGUUCUCCAAGACUCCUGGCGUCGAGGAGAGGUCCAAGGACGAGGGUCUUCAGCAGGAAAUCGCCGUGCUGAUGGGGGUUAGUCACCCCAACGUCUUGUGUCUCAAAGAUACCUUCAAUGAGCCCAACGCCGUUCACCUAGUUCUGGAGCUGGCGCCAGGAGGUGAGCUCUUCAACUACAUUGUCAAGAAGACCAAGCUUUCCGAGAACGAGUGCCGCAAGCUGUUUACCCAGCUUUUCCAGGGUGUCAAGUACUUGCACGACCGCAACAUUGUCCACCGCGACAUCAAACCCGAGAACAUUCUGCUGGUCGAUGAUGACCUGCACGUCAAGCUGGCUGAUUUUGGUCUUGCCAAGAUCAUCGGCGAGGAAUCCUUCACUACUACUCUCUGUGGUACGCCCAGUUAUGUGGCACCGGAAAUCCUCACCGACACGCGUCAUCGCAAGUACACCAAGGCGGUCGAUGUUUGGUCUCUCGGUGUAGUGCUGUACAUUUGCUUGUGCGGCUUUCCACCUUUUUCGGAUGAACUCACCUCGCCCGACUUCCCUUAUUCCCUUUCGGAUCAAAUUAGGCAGGGCAAAUUCGACUAUCCAUCGCCUUACUGGGACCCGGUGGAUGAUUUGGCUCUUGACCUGAUCGAUUCCAUGCUCGUCGUUGAUCCCGAGAAGCGCUUCACCAUUGACGAUUGUCUUUCUCAUCCAUGGAUGACGCAAAAAACGCCUGGCGUCAACGACAGCACCAACGGCCUUGUUAACGGCAUCGCCGGCCUCGACGUCACCAGGCGCGGCGUCCUCCGCGAGCGCACCCUCCUCAGCUCCAUCAACACAGUCGAGAUCGCCGACAAGAUCCCGCUUGGCGAGAACAAGCCCGAGCUGAAGAUCUACAAGAAGAAUCCCACGGAAACGGUCGGUGGGCCCAGCGAGCACGAACUUGCCGGUGCACAAGCAGGACCCUCCCGCCAAAAAGAGGCCAGACCCGAUGACAACAGAGACCCAAAUGAGUUUAUGAAGAUGGGUGGUAAGGGUGAUGAGGUACUCUUUGCGGACGAUCCGAAGAGUAAUUACCCAACCGCCAAGAAGGAUGCGAAGGAUAUUGUCGAGUCGACGACAAAGACGAACGGCAAAGGUAAGGGUAAGGGUAAGAAAAAAUAAUGGGUGUUAUAAUCACUCCGUACUUCUUACCCGGCCUCCCUUGACCAAAAAAAAACUUCAAUGAUGAAAUAUGGGUAUUGGCGUUUGGAGCAUUGCAUUUGGUUGGUAUUGGGUUGUAUCUGUGGGAUAAGGAGGACAUAUAUUACAACGAUGGAUGUUGGGGGGAUGGCAUGGAUCUGAUGUUCUAUGUAAUGGUAUGUCCAAACCAGGACAGGUCAUGACAUGUUUGUUGUUGUUGUUGAAGCAGGCAAACUAGCAAGCGGAUUUGGGAUUGUCAUUAUGGAUGCAAGAUUUCAUGGAUGAAGGACGGAAACUGGUACAUAUAUCACUGGAGCUUAAUCUCUUUUUUUUUUUCUCUUCCAUUUGCUUUUCUUUUUCUUCUUCUUUUUCGUCACUCCACGGUAUAUAUGUGGAUCGAGAGAGUUUAUUUAGUCAAAAAAGCGGUGCUGCAUGGGACUUUAAGCGAGGUUCUUGCGAAGACGAGAUUCAGUGGUAUACUAAGUUAUGUUAUUUGUAUGUAUGUAUGUAUGUAUGUGUGCGUGCAAAGUACAUUUGAGGACACCUAGAUAGCGUUUUGCUUCUUCAUCUUUUCCACCUCUUCAUAUGAUCACUUUGAUGAAAGAUGAAUGGGUUCUAUU